AAGCAGUGUGUGGUUACUGGGCUCAGAGCGCCUUCCUAAACCAGCAGAAUAGUCGCAGCGAGAACCUUCGGACCAUGGGGGCGACCUGUGUCUGGAGGCUGGGGCUCUACCCUCUGAUGUGGAGUGUGGCAGCCAUUCUGAGAGAAACUCCUUCCAACCUGGAUGUCAAGAUCCUACAGGUAACAACAGUAGCAGCGGACAAGUUGAAAUGCUUCACGCAGACGCUGGAGGACUUCACCUGCGUGUGGGACGAGCAGGACUGGAGCGACGGCAGGCAGUACCGCUUCUUCUACCAGUACCAGGACGGCGAAUCAAAGAAAGAAUGUCAACUGUCGGUGGAGACACUCGGUGGUAACACCACUCGCCACAUCUGCUCUCUGCCCUUAGUGGAGGUGUCUUUGUUUGCCCCGCUGGACAUCGAUGUGUUGCUGAACACCAGCAUCAUCAUGAGCAAGAGGGACUUGUACAUAAACCACAUGGUGGUGUUGGACCCUCUCACCAAUGUGACAGUACGGCCGACUGGGAAAGCUGGUCAGCUUCAUAUCCGCUGGUCACCACCCCCCUUUAAAUACCUGGGAAACUCCUUGAUGUACGAGGUCAACUUCUCCAUGGUCAGCUCCAGUGUGCAGAAGGUGGAAACGGUCAAAGGGAAGACGGAGUGCACCAUUGUGAAGCUGAAGCCCCAGACGAAGUAUGUGGUCAGGAUCCGGGCAAAGCCAGAUGGAGUGUCCAUGGACGGAUACUGGACGUCCUGGUCCAAGCCAGUGUCUGCCUUCACUGAUUCAGAUCUGGACCCGCUGAUCAUCAGUUUGACCACCGUGCUCAUCCUGAUCACCGCCCUGCUGCUGCUGAUGGUUCUCCUCUCCCACCGCAGGAUGAUAAAAGAAGUCUUCUGGCCACGGAUCCCCUCCCCGGACAACAUGUUUGACGGCCUGUUCACCGUGUACCAGGGAAACUUUCAGGAGUGGCUUGGCCAGAAAACCGUGCAGGUCUGGUGGAACCAGCAGUUCUUCAGCACCGAUGACCCUUCCACGGCCCUGGAGGUGUUGUCCGAGAUCAAGACGUUUCCGCCAUGCUUGGCCUGGGGCAAACGUCACGACAUCUUCCACGAUGAUCGCACCUUCCUGCUGUGUGAGUCUGAAGCCUUCAAGUUGCAGCAUCAGUGGGGACCAAUGGAUGGGAGUAAGACCCCAGACCCCCUGGUGUCAACAGCCAACAGCAGGGCAGCCUAUGUAGUCCUGAACCAGAACCUGGUGCCCAAUGACCACGGGCUUCCUGAGGCCCGUAGCCCCGGUCAGGGCGGCAGCGACGUGUCAGAGGAGGAGAUGCCACUACAGUUGUUGUUCAUGGACCCUGGCAUGAAGUGUCGGAAGGAGCCCAUCCCUGAGGAGGGGGAGGGGAUCUCCCUGCAACUCCCCUCCCUCUCCCGACAGUCCUCGCAGUCCAGCGGAAUUGGCCGGGAGAGUCCAGACUCCUUCGCAACGUUCGACUAUGCCAAGUGUGAUCCCACUGGACGCCUCCUGUACCCCAAUCCCACGGAGGGAGUUUUGGGGAACACAAACCACCCAUAUCUCCUCAUGCUGGACUCGGGAGUCUCUGCCGAUUUCAGCAUCAACUACUUCCCAUCAGACAUCAGUAAGUCAGAUGCUGACAUUUACACCAAUCUCUGUAAAAGAGAAGAUGUCCGUGAGAAUAUCCUUGCCCCAAAUGCCCUCCAUGUCCAGGCCUGAGUGGCAGCAGACCUUGCUAGAGAGAACUAGCCCACAGUGGGGCAGCACAGAGCUGAACUCCACCUAUUGUUGGCCCAGAGGGUGGGCAGGGCACACAGGUGGCCCCACCUGCUACCUGGGGACUCUACAGGUGAAGCGGCCAACUCACCUUGACGUGCAGGGUUGAUAGACCCGUGCAACUCACACAGGGACAGCUGCAACAUUGGGCCACAGAGGGACUUCCUCAAGGAACCAGCAUCUUCCCAAAACAACACCCAGAAAACAGUCUGCUCAGCACGAGUUCAUGCAGUAGGGUGCAGAGGAGGGAGAGAUGGAGACUUAUGGUCCACCAUGGGUGUGGCCGCACAAUCAACCUGACGGUGAGAGAUGGACAAUUAUACCUGCAGGACGGACAUGCCGAGGAGAUGGUGGGACAGGCAGACAAGGCUCCUUUCUGGGGAAACCACAUUCAGGACCAAUCCCAAGGAUGUUGGCAGUGGUUGAGUGACUCAGUGGGAGCCCACAGUGCUAACUCUGCCUUGGUUGCGAGCGCUUGCCUCUCAGUGAGGUCUGAGGGUCAGGGUGAGGUCUCCACACCCUCUCUGGAGAUAGACCAUCCUGAGCGCACUGCACUGUGGGUCACCUGCACUGAGAUGCUCAGCAACAAACAGCACAACCAACUUCUGCCCAACUGGCUCAGCAACAAACAGCACAACCAACUUCUGCAUCCCAGAGCUAAACCUCAUGUUCACAGGGUUAUAGGAGCAGAAUCAGACCAUUCGGCCCAUCGAGUCUACUCCGCCAUUCAAUCAUGGCCGAUCUAUCUCUCCUUCUCAACCCCAUUUUCCCGCCUUCUGGAGAAAACAAGCAAACUGGAGGAACUCAGCAGUCCAAACCUGGGACAGAGACGUGUAAUAUCCAUGUGAGCUCGCCAUCGCUCCACAGAUGGUAACAAAAGGCAUCAACAACAAACCGUCAGCAAGAAACUAUCAUGAAUGAGAGCAGAGUUUUACAAAACUACUGUCAGUCAGUCCAGCAGCAGAUGUUUAGUGAGGGACUGCUCACUCUAUUUAAACAACCUUUUACAUUUGUUAGUCCAAAACCAUUUGGUUCGAAGAGCACAUUACUGUAAAUAUAACUGAUUUAUAGAAGUAUUUUCUUAAAAAACAUAUUUUAUUACGAACUUUAUGAUGUAAAUGUUUUUAUUCAACUAUUACCUGAUCCUUAUUUUGUACAGAUUUGUUUAUAUAAAUAAACCUGAAAUUGAUUUAUUU
Messenger RNA from Amblyraja radiata (thorny skate), 2983 nucleotides. Its product is annotated as erythropoietin receptor. Gene Ontology annotation, molecular function: protein binding; cytokine receptor activity. The transcript is spliced from 8 exons. The record is from RefSeq and is a predicted model, not a curated record. Bases 75 to 1730 code for a protein of 551 amino acids. Gene Ontology annotation, biological process: cytokine-mediated signaling pathway. Lineage: Eukaryota; Metazoa; Chordata; Chondrichthyes; Rajiformes; Rajidae. Gene Ontology annotation, cellular component: external side of plasma membrane; membrane.